GUCAGAGGGCUUUAUAAAGAGGUCUUGAGGUCGAACCUGAACUCAGUUUAGUGUCUGAUUAUUAGAGGAGCUGCUGUCACCAACACGGGCAUUAAGAUGCAGAUGUCCCACAGGCCUGUGCAGUGGCUCGCUGUGAUGCUUCUUGCCAUCUUUACAACCGGCCAGUGUCAACAGAACGAGAGUCGGCGAGCUGUGACCGAACACCAGCUGAUGCACGACCGCGGCCGAAACAUCCAGAGCCUCAAGAGACUCAUCUGGCUGUCCAGCGCCAUCGAGGGUCUCCACACUGCCCAGACUCGCUCUGCUGCUUUUAACCCCACAAAGGUUCUGAACCUGGCUCCAAAUCCAAAGCUGGUCCCUGCUGCUGGGCUCCCCCAGCCCAACCGGGUGGAGAGCCUUAUGAGAGACUUUUUUAAUCCCUACCUGAAUCAGCAGCCAGACAGUGAGGCGUAACAUCACUUUAAUGCAGAAACAUCAAACUACUGUACACACUUAUUAAAUAAAUGAUCUGUAUUCAUCAUUAUUUGUCCUUAGUGCCACGACCCUCAUUCAGCCGAAGACAAAUCAAAACAUCUUCAAGAGUUUAGAAGCAGAUUACAUUUUUAGUUUUGUUGAGUUUAAGAUUCCUGAAGGUCCAGUUUAUGUACGACAUUACGCUUACAUUGAGGGCUGAUAAUACAACCAACACAUUUAAAUGUUGUCAAGCAUGGGGCCGAUUCACAAUUAAAAAAAUUUGUUUUUCCUAUAAUAAACAGCAACAUUAAAACAGUGUGCAAAACAAGCUAGGGUAUGUGGCUUAUUGG
This is a messenger RNA of Etheostoma cragini (Arkansas darter), 803 nucleotides long. It is a transcript of the gene pth4, whose product is annotated as parathyroid hormone 4. The record is from RefSeq and is a predicted model, not a curated record. The transcript has 3 exons. Gene Ontology annotation, molecular function: hormone activity; peptide hormone receptor binding. Lineage: Eukaryota; Metazoa; Chordata; Actinopteri; Perciformes; Percidae. Gene Ontology annotation, biological process: regulation of chondrocyte differentiation; adenylate cyclase-activating G protein-coupled receptor signaling pathway; bone mineralization. Gene Ontology annotation, cellular component: extracellular region. The coding region runs from base 97 to 453 and encodes 118 amino acids.